Nematostella vectensis (starlet sea anemone) is the source of this 3268-nucleotide messenger RNA. Its product is annotated as octopamine receptor beta-2R. Gene Ontology annotation, molecular function: G protein-coupled receptor activity. NCBI's taxonomy places the organism in Eukaryota, Metazoa, Cnidaria, Anthozoa, Actiniaria, Edwardsiidae. Gene Ontology annotation, biological process: G protein-coupled receptor signaling pathway. The transcript is spliced from 2 exons. Gene Ontology annotation, cellular component: membrane. The record is from RefSeq and is a predicted model, not a curated record. Bases 1591 to 2685 code for a protein of 364 amino acids.
ACAAGGUUCGGCCUUAUCCUGUUAACAUCACAUGCUAUCACAUACAUAAAAAACUUUAAGUUAGAAAAUGUCACUUUUUAAAAAGUACAGUUCAUUAAAAAGGCGGCAGGGAAAGGCAGAGCUGUUGCUAUCUCCUUUCGUGUUCACAAGACAACUCUCACCUAUUUUAGACGGGUGUCGAUACACGAGGUUGUAUAAAACAGGUUUACGCGAGAAUACUUUGUAUGAAAAAUUGUACGAGAUCUUGGGAGACAUCUGUUUCUGCAAUUUGUAAUAUGAUUAACAAGUCUUGGUCAAAGAAAAGUCACUGACAACAUGUGUUGGGUUAGCUUUUUCUGCAAACAAGAGACUGUCCUUGAGAGCGGCUUCACCUAGUUUAUAUUCAAACGACUUUAUCACAGCCAUCUCCAAAGGGCACGAAAGAUCUACCCGUCAGACCAAUCAAAAUACGCGCUGAAAGCAUAAGAAUCACACCACAAUCACAAGGACUUAUCUUUACUGCAAAAGAGGUAUAACGUGUGAAAUAGAAAAACAACACACAAAUAACAGUUCUCUCGACAAAACUCAGUGGAUCUAUUUCCGGGGCCGCAGGUGAAUAAAAGACAAGACUAGAGUUCGGAAGAAAAGGAUUCUUGAAGCUUUGAAGUAGUUCAAACAAGGUUUUGAAACAGUAAGGUGUCAACAUUCGUUGCUCUGUAAAUAAGGAAAACGUGAAUCGCGACAAGUGGAACAAGUUGCCGAAAAAAAACACACACCAAAAACGAUUACAAGAGUAAAGCGAGGUGGAAUCUGACAUCGAACAGAAGCGGAAAUAAAAUCGUCCAAAACACUGCACAAAAAAACUACUGCUGCAAACUGAACAAAAGCUGAAGUUGGAAUGGUUUUAUCAACCAAAAUAACAUUAUUUGGAUAAGUAUAAAAAAAAGCCAGGAGCAACAGCCAAAUGAGUCGUACUUGUAGCAAGCAACAGGACGGUAGGACUUGUAUGUUAUGUCUAUAAAUUAAUCACAAGCAAGGUUAACUAUUGGACGGUGUUUAUUUGACACAGAAAAAAAAACUGAAAAUAAAUCGUGGAAAAGGAACUGGACAAAAAAGUCAAGAAAAAAAUUUGUACAGCGAUUCUACUCCGAGUAUAACGAAGAUAAAAGGAUAGGAGAACGGAAUAAAGUCAUCAGCAAUAAACCACAAUCAAGUUACGAGCGAUAGCUUUGAAAACAGUCAUCCAAAGGUAGCCAAUGGGGAUCCCGAGCGAAGUGAACACGAUAAGACAUGCUAAAUCAACAAAUGUAGGGAUCAUGAAGAAAACGCAAAUAGUAAGAAAGCAAUGGAAAACAAAAUUAGAUUCGACUUGAAAAAGGCGGAAAAGUUCGGAACUAUUAAAGAAGUAGUUCAUAAACGCUACAAACGAAUGAGAAAUCUGUUGAUUAACUAAAUAAGAAAGGAUAAACGUAAAGUUGUGUCGGGAUAUCAAGAAAAGAUACCGGCUAAAAGACUCCAUCUGGUUCGGAUUAAUACACUGACGGAUUCAAAGUUUGUAUCAAGACAUAUCCAUAUCAAGAAGGUCUUGGCCAAGGAAAAGCUGGGCCAAGGAUGUCUGUCGUUGAAGUAAAUUCCACCAACUCAAGCGUUCAGAGCCAUACAUGGGAUAUGUCUUACCCUACAUGGUACUGGGUACUCCGCGGGGUUAUCGCCCUCGUGACUAUCACGGGAAACCUUUUAGUGAUCUACCUCAUCACUACAAGGCGACAUCUGCGCACCCAGCACACCCCGAACUGGACGAUCCUCUCGCUAAGCAUGGCGGACCUGCUUGUCGGACUAUUCAACCUGCCGACCUCGCUAUUGUGCAUGCACUGGACAACGUGUAGCUUUAUCACACAGACGACGGUCUUUGCGGUCAUGGACGCCUUUAUGAUUUGCUCUGUGACAAACUUGUGUCUGCUCACGUGGGAUAGGUACCUAGCGGUGAUGCACCCAUUCUCGUAUGGUGUCAUCAUGACAAAGAAGAACGUGAUUCUGAUGAUCAUGGUGUGUUGGAGUGUAUCGGUGAUCCAAGGAGUACCGUACUAUAUAUCAAAGCUGCUGAAUCACGAGCGUGCGAUGUACGCUAGCAGCGUGGUGUAUGCACUCCUUUUCACGGCUCUUCCAAACCUCUUCACCGUCUACGCCUACUCCAAGAUCAUCCUUGUCGUACGAAGGCACAGGAAGCAGAUACAAGAGCACGAGGUAGCCACGAAUCGGGUCACGGAUAUUGUCCGAGUGACACCAACAAUUUACCGAGAGACAAUCGAGUUGGAAGCGAAUGAGUACGAGAGGCAGUUAUCUGCCAACCACGGCCUCGACUUAAAUCGAUCGAUGACGACAGUUUACCGAAAAUGGACCGAUGUCACACCAAAUGAGCACGAAAACAGCGAUCAAGCCGAAAACAGGCAGAAAUCCUCACAGAACAGUAUGAUAAUCGCAGUAGGAGUCCUUAACCUCAUUUUCUUGGUGUGCAACACUGCUUUUGAAUACUACCUCACGUGCAAGCUCAUCCGAGGUUGUAUCAUUUCUGAUGGCGUAAUUUACGUCACUUUCUUGCUACGCUAUUUCAAUUCGGCUCCGAACUUUUUCGUGUAUGCCUUGGUGCGCCGCUCGUUCCGAAGGGAAAUCAAGAUGCUCGGGGUUCGUUUGUGGAGAGAGAAAUAGCAGUGACUAACUUGAAAGGGGCACUUGUACAAAAGUUAUCAUAAAAUAUACUUCAUCAAGUGUAAUGAAAAUAGGAAGGACGUAAUUUUCCCGGAAAAACAUGAUAUGCAAGAAUCUAGUUGCUUUGAACUUUGUAAUUUUAAGGUAAAGUAAUCGUAAAGCCCGUAGCUAAACCUAAACGUAUUUUUUCAAUUCACUUCCAUCCACUUGAUAUGAGGCGUUCAAGCCAAGAUUGUAGUUAUCUGAUAGAUCAAUGUCAUCUAAUAAAGAUUGAUGGUAAUUUCAAUCAUCCAAAUGAAUGAAAAGACACCUCAGGGAGCAAAUCUGUUAUUAAGGUGUACCUUGACAACCAUUAAUAUAUUAAUAUUGAUAUAAAUUAUAUGGAAGUGAAUAUAAUUAUAAUUAUAGAAACCGUCAAUUUCUAACUUACAUCUAGAAGAUUGUCGUGAUGAUUGUGAGGUGAUUUGUAACUAAGGGGUAUUUCCUAUGCAACAUGUAUUGUCUUGGGCUGCCAGCGAAUCUGAUGUUGUAAAUUACAGUGCUGCGCUCACAAAGCCGUGAAUAAAGUGUUUUUUUCGUUUAA